GCUUAGUUCAUCAACUACGUUGCGUGGACAUAGUUGCGUGAGUUUGUUGUUUGUGAUACCGUUUUGUGAAGUUUGAAAGUGUAAAAUAGUAGUACAAUCAAAAUAAUUCUAGUUCCUUCAUUCCAAUACAAAACAAAAAAGUGGUUCUAUCAUUCUAUUAAUCGAAUGAAACUUACGUUUCAAACAAACAUGAGUAUUGGUUCUUGUAAUUAAAAUAUUGUGUAAAUUAUAUUUUGUGAAUAUAUGGAAAAUAUUAUGGAAACUGGCAAAUCGUUUUUCAUACGGGAUCUUCUUGGAGAUUUAAUAAGCUGCCGUGAAUCUGAGCACUCAUUUUCAACCCAGCUAACUUCUGAUGACGAAGAAAACAGUGAUGUAGAUGUAGAAGAUGGAUCUUCUGAUUCUGGAACGAAUGGCCCCAUUAAUUCAUACAUCACCCAAGAAAAUGAGACCAAUGAACAUAUUCGUCGUACAUUACUUCUCUCAAUUGACGGAUCUCACAACACGGAAUACGACUUAAGUUCAACAAAGGAUAUUUAUACACCGGCUACAAUUAUGAAAAGUGGAAGAAAACCUCGUAGACGAAGAACUGCUUUUACCCAUGCCCAAUUAGCUUAUUUGGAACGAAAAUUUAGGUGUCAAAAAUACUUAUCAGUUGCAGACAGAAGCGAUGUUGCUGAUGCAUUAAAUCUGUCAGAGACGCAGGUUAAAACAUGGUAUCAGAACCGAAGAACUAAAUGGAAACGGCAAAAUCAACUUCGCCUGGAACAGCUGAGACAUCAGGCUUCUUCAUCUCAUCAUCAUUCUAUAGAGAAAAAAAUAAUAAACGUUGCAGCUACAACAAGAGGCCCAAUAGCACCACAACAUCAUCAACAAGCUGAUCAUCCAUCUGGAUCAUUGCCAUCCAUGAGAACCGGAAAUCAAUGUUGUCCCACGCCACCUGCUCUAGUUGUUUCAUCAUCAUCGUUCAUUACAUCAAACCCAUGUAGUUUUCUAACUUCUGCUGCAGCUAUUUUUCGGAAUGUUGGUCAGCCAUGGACGUCAAGUUCUUUGCUCUAGAUAUCCAUGUAAAUUGUAAAUAUCAGUGUUCAAUAUGCAACAACAAAAUAAAAGUGUGACAUUUAAUAGAAGAAUCCCGAAAUGAUUAUUGAAGAUAUGUAUUUUUUAAAUUACACACAUGAAAAUUUCAUAUAGGUAAUCCACAGUACCUCGUAUAUGAGGAUUCUGAAAAAUGCGAUUUUAUAAAUUUGACCGAGCCGGUCUCGUAGUACAGUCGUCAACUCGUACGACUUAACAACAUACCCGUCAUGGGUUCGAUCCCCAAAUAGACCGUGCCGCCAUACGUAGGAUUGACUAUCCUGCUAUGGGGGGACAUCAAUCAGUUACUGAAAGCCAAAGCCCACAAGUGGUACAGGCAGGCCUUGACCGACAACGGUUGUUGAGCCAAAGAAGAGGAAGAAGAAAAAUUUGACAGUUAUUCUAGCAAAUUGUACUGAUUUAACGCACUAAUUUUCAAAUGUAAAAAAAAUUCCCUUCAGGUCGCACUUUAUAAUUCUUUCUAGAAGGUUUGAAAAUGUUAGGGGAAGGUAGGUAAAGAAGGACACCUUAACAUGUUCAAAAUCUAGGAAUAUAUAAAUACAUCGAUCAUGAAAAUGUGCGUAAGUUAUCUUACACUUAUCCCUUUCAUACUUUCAUAUCCCAUAUCCCAUUGAUUUCCACGUCCUGGUACGUAUAUUAACCAAUUCUUAGCCAAAUUUAACGACGGAUCAUGCAGCCGAUAAAUUAGGAAUUGUAAGCAACACCACUAACACCUCGAAGAAUGUAGAAUCUAAAACGUUAUUGAAAUAUCGGGCACUAACCGCUGAAUUUCACUAGCUGGCAUAACAACAGUGUAAAACUUUCCUUUAGGAAAUUACUCCGCGAAAAGUCCGCGACCGCAGCAUGUUUGAGGGACUUCUAUUAAAGAUGAAGUCACUUUUUCCAUUGAUGAGGCCCUUUCCGUUUUAAGUUCGUAGGUUGAAACAAGGUUAUUAGACUCUAUACAGGUUACGACAGAGCGAUUGAGAGGGUCACCAUUUUGUAAACCUUGUUUACAAUUUGUCUGUCAAAAUCGACGCUGGUCAGCUGAUGGUUGGAAUAAACAACAUAAAUAAGAUUGUAGAAGCUGAAACUAACGCUUCAAGUUUUCUUCAUCCUACCACGUCCCAUCGUUAAUAGAAUAUGACUUCUUUGUUGGCCUGUUCAAUGCUGAGUUUGAAAUUGUAAUUACAGCUUCUGGGGACGAGGGUUGCCGUCUAGCAGCAGCAUUGUUAAUAAUGGUGAGACAUUAUGCAGUCUUGAACGCGACCCUACGCGAUGUGUGGGAAGCGACAAAGCUCCAUUCCGAUUCGCCACAAUCGUCGGGUUCAGGGUGAUCGUCUAUGCUGCUCCUGUUCUAGUUCCGGUUCAUAGGAAACGAAUGUUCGUGCUGUCCCGGCUACAGUCUUGUUCCAGUGGGGGUCGGGGAUUCAUGCCGCCUCGGGUACAGCUUAAUUUAAGUGCUAGAGCGAAAAGACGAGAGAUAAAUGUCGUCCCGGCAGCUGCUAGUGUUAAACAACGGCGGGGGUCCAUUUCAUUUAUGCUCGAGUCAAUUACAACAUCAGAGCGAAAAGGAUGUUUGAAGCAUUUGUGGUGGGUACCACCACAUCAUCAUAGGUGACAAAUCCCCACAUUUGUGUGAGACGAGUGCAUUGCACGGCAGACAAAAGAGUGUGUCCAAAGGUUGGUCAAGUAGGUGCUCUCGGUAGGGGUGCAGUAUGAGUAUCAACAUGUUUUGUACAUAGUGUUUAUUUAAAUAAUAUUUUGUGAUUGCGUAAAUUGUUGUGACGAAAGUUA
Molecule: messenger RNA, 2871 nt
Organism: Anopheles gambiae (African malaria mosquito)
Lineage: Eukaryota; Metazoa; Arthropoda; Insecta; Diptera; Culicidae
Product: barH-like 1 homeobox protein
Exons: 5
Coding region: 244-1056 (270 amino acids)
Biological process (GO): regulation of DNA-templated transcription
Molecular function (GO): DNA-binding transcription factor activity, RNA polymerase II-specific; DNA binding
Source: RefSeq, a predicted model, not a curated record